AUGAGUACGAGGGCUUUGAGAAAACUCGGAGGGCAGAGUUUGGAAGACGAGCUUAAGAAACUAGAGUUGAAUAGAGCGCUGGAGAGGAAAACAGGCGAGGAAGCUAAAAAGCAAUUUUCAAAAUCUAAUGCAUUUGCAUUUUUGAAUGAGGAUGAGGAUCUGGGUGAGGGUGAGGAUCUGGGUGAGGAUGAAACAAAUAAAGAAAAAGAAUACAAGGCUAAAAGUAAACCAGAGAAACCUGUUUUUGCAAGCACUAGUGGAAAGCUGAAAAAGAAAAAAAAGAAAACAAGGGCAAAACAAGUUUCCCAACUUGAGCUGAGCAAAAACAAAGAUUGUGAAGAAGAGAAAGCAAAUGAAGAUGAAGAUGAUCUAGACAAGAUUCUAGCGGAAAUAAAACAGAAAGAAGAGAAGCUACAACAAAAACAAAAGAGUACAAAUAUCUCCCUCGAGACAUACAAUUUUGAAGAUGAAUAUAACGAACUAAACGAUCCACUAACAUACAGCGAUUCCAACUUUAAAAAUUUCACUACAGAAAGAUUGAACAAGUGCUUGCCUUUGCUUUCUUUUAAAUCGAUAAAAAAUCUAGAUCCUGAUCAAGAGUAUAAGAAUUUAUUUGGCAAUUCUUUGUCUAUUGAAUUGAUCGAGGACGCAAACUCAACCACUUCCCUAGCUAUUUCGCCUGAAGUCUUACAGCAAUUCAAGAAAAUGGCGAAAAUGAUAAGAAACUGGGGUGGUAAGGAUCGAAGGGGCAUUCCUGGAACUUCUAGAAAAUUACUCUUGUCAAAAAUUAGAGAUGAUUGGCUUCCAACACAGUUGAAGAGUGUUACUAUGGAAGAAAUAAACGAUGACGAUAUAUUAAGACUCUUUCUUUAUAAAGAGGAAGAUUUAGAAGAGCAAGAUUUUGUCCCCAAGCUUUGCAAUGAAAAAAAAUUGGGCGUACGAUACUUCAAGUUCAAUAAAGUCAAUGACAUGAAGAAUCGUGCCGCAAACACAAAGUUUUAUGCAUCAACGGUGUUGACGCCUGAUCCACAGUCACUUAUGCAGCUUUUGCAACUAAACCCAUAUCAUCAGGAGACGCUAUUGCAAGUAGCAAUGGUAUUGCUUCGUCAGGGAGACAACAAAGCAACAUCAAAUGCAUUGAUCGAAAGAGCAUUAUUUACAUUUGACCGGAGCUUUCAUAAAAAUUUCCAUGAACUAAUGUCGUCAGCCGAAAAUGGAUUGAUCAGAUUACCAUUUGAAUUUUUUUCAAAUCGACAGUUUUAUUUAAACAUAUUUCGAUACAUUGUUUCCCUUGGAGAAAGGUCACUAUUCUCAACGGCUUUGUCGUAUUGUAAAUUCCUACUCAGCUGUUCCCCAUGUGAAGACCCUAUGGGCGUUAGAUACUUUAUUGAUUUUUAUUGCAUAAUGAGCGAGGAGUACGAAUAUUUAAUGCAAUUGAAGCAAUCUCCAUUGGUAACAUGCUAUACUCGUUGGUGUACUCCUGGAAUAUCGUUUUCGACUGCUCUUGCUUGUUUGAAAUUGGGGAAACUAGAUCAAGCUGAACGGGAGUUACAAAAAGCUGCCGAAGCCCACCCCUUUGUUGCCUAUAGACUACUCACUGAAAUUUGUCUUUCGGGGACGGUUUCAAACAUAAAGGAAUCCAGUUUCGAAGCGAGUUGCGAAACACUUGUUAGUGCAGAAACGUAUCUAAUCAGGGCCAAGGUUUUGUGGCAAUCACAUUUGGACUUUUUAAAUGAGCAUUUAAGAUCCUUUUUCAACAAAUAUUCAAAGCCAAGUAGCAAGUUUGGUUUUGCAAAAUCAUUGAUGGGAGUUUUUACCAAUGAUACGCUGUUGUCGAAAGAAGUUCCUUUGAACUUGAUUAGAUUUGCGAUUUUGUCGGGCGAAAACAAGAUCAUGGGAAAACUUCCAAGCACUAUAUGGGAUCGUGAUGAUAUACUUGAAUAUGACGUGUUGCCACCAAAAGAACAACAACCAGCUGAACUGGUAGUCGAUGCUUUUCUGAAAUCAAAAACUAAAAUCUGCGAUUCGCUAUUGGAUUAUGUUGAUGAGAAUUUGUUAAGCGCUAUUGUGCAGCAAAAUACCAGAGGUGUAGAAGACACUUUAAGUGAAGAAGAGAUUAACUUGUUGAUCAACCGCUUGCAACAAGCAAAUGGCGAGAUCAAUCAAGGUGAUGCUGUAUAG
Lodderomyces oxycetoniae is the source of this 2181-nucleotide messenger RNA. RefSeq lists its product as uncharacterized. The transcript has a single exon. The record is from RefSeq and is a predicted model, not a curated record. The coding region runs from base 1 to 2181 and encodes 726 amino acids. Lineage: Eukaryota; Fungi; Ascomycota; Pichiomycetes; Serinales; Debaryomycetaceae. Gene Ontology annotation, biological process: ribosome-associated ubiquitin-dependent protein catabolic process; rescue of stalled cytosolic ribosome. Gene Ontology annotation, cellular component: RQC complex.